GACAAGGUCGUAUGAUUGGUGUAAUGGAGCUCUUUGACUAGUAGUCGCUGCCUAUUGGUUAAAAAUUCAAUAGCAGUGAAUAAAAUGAGGGGGAAGUGAGGGGGGGGGGAACAGGGAUGCACCACGCUGACGGGAGUUUUAAAUGUGACGGUUCAAACCGUCGUUCGCCGUUGCCGUGUGCUUUUGUUCUGUUGUGUUGUAACAUUUAUGUUACAAGAUGUCUUUUCCACGAGCAAGAAUCCAACGAUUCAACGAGGCUCCAUCAUGCUCUCCAGCUCCUGGAACAUACGACCCAAAAUUAGAUACGAAGGUGAAGGGACCGACAAUGAGGAAAGACGCCAGACUUAUGUCUGAGGGUGAUCUCUCCUCUAAAAUUCCUGUUGCUACAGUUGCAGGAUUUCGCACACCGCAGGUGCCUCGCAAAGCAAUGAAAAUCUUAGGUAAAUCUCAAGGAAAGGAAAGAUCAGAGAGUAGUUCAUCUAUGGAUGAUUUAUUGAAAGUUAAAGAUACAGGUCACGACUUCUCAGAAUUGGAAAGUGUGAAACAAAGGCUAAAGGAAACAGUUGAUGAAUUAAAUAAAUCAAAGAACUUGUGCGAGUUAUUAAAUGGUGAUAUUUCAAUGAAAAUGCAUCAAAUUGAAGAACUGCAACAUAAAAAUGAAUCUUUAGCUGUGGAAAUUGAGGUGUUACAAAAUAAACUGGAGGAGGCACAAGCUAAGCAUCAUGAAAGCUUAACAAAAUGUGAAACUCUAGAUAGAGAAACUCUUGCUCAUUUGGAGGAAAUGCACGUGAUGGUCAAUGAACUUGUUGAAAAAAAGGAUAUUAGCACUAAGGAAAUGAAUAAUUUGAGGGAAGAAAUUGACAAUUUGACUUGCUUAAAAAAUGAUUUUGAAUUGAAAGUUACUCAAAAACAGCAGAUGAUUCUUAUGCUUCAAGGUGAAUUGUCUAGUGCAGAGGUAGAACUUAUGGAGUGUAGGUCAGAAUGUGAACGUCAAACUGCAGCAGCAUGUGAAAGAGCUGAGGAAGUUAAAACACUCAAGGCCACCAUUGGUCAUUUGGAGCAGCAAAUGGAAGAAACAGACAAACAGUUACGUCACAUGCGAGACAAUCUAAUGAAUGGUUCAGUUGUUAGAGAAAAUUUGGAAGAACAAUUAACUGAAAAAGAAACUGCUUGUGCUGAUUUGGAAGCAAACUAUAAUAAAUUGCUCUCUGAAUGUGAAUUUUUAAAGGCUGAACAUUCAAAGGAAAUAGACAACAUUUUGGGUAGUUGUAAUAAACAAUUGAGUAAUAUGGUAAAUGAUAUUGAAGCUGCUUCUGAGCUUGUUAUUACUCAUACAUCAAGUAUGCAAGCAAUUUGUAAUGAAAAAUUGCAGGCUUUAGAAGACAAAGUUGCACAUACUGUUGCCAAAGCUCAAGAAGUAUGGCAAAACGAAAUUGUACAUUUGAAAGGAGAACUGCAAACAGCUGCUAAUCAGUUAAAAGUGGAGCAGCUGUCUGCACAGGAAAAGAUAGAAUCUAUCAUUAGGGAUAUGGAAACAAGAGAUAGAGAAUCAACAAAAAGAGUUAAGGAAGUUGAAUCAGAGGCACGGAUCAUUACUGAAAAAUUGCUUCGAGCUGAGGAAGAAUUGAGGCGGCUUUCGGAUAUUAGAGACGAACUGAAAAUUUCUGAUGUGGAGAAUAAAAUUACUAUUGUAGAACUCCAAGACAAAGUUGACUUGUUGACUGUGGAAAGAAAUUCAUCCAAUACGAAGCUAACUGAAGUUGUAAAGGAAUGUGACUUAUUGAAGUCUCAGAAUAAAAAUUUGACUGUUGGAAAUCGUAAUCUUAGUGACAGUUUAGAGGCUUUGCGGGUUCGUUUACUAGAAAGUGAGUCGGACGUUGAAGAAAUGACUGUUCUUAAAUGUGCCUUAGAGUCAGAGAAAAGACGGUUAGAACAGACUUUGGAAAGGUUGUUAUCAGAAUUGGAACAACAAAAGGCCAACAACGCUCAAAUUGAGGCAGAAAGCUUGCAACAAAUUGAAGAAGUUAGAGAACAUUUGUUAGGGAAACUUGAGUUAUUUAAACAAAAGGCUUUGUCAGGUUCAGAUGAAAUUGAGAAGUAUGAAGAAGGAAAAAGCAUGCAAAUUCAAAAUUUAAAAAGUCAAUUAGAACACUUUCGGCGGGAACUUGAAAUGGUGAGCAAUUAUGUAGCAACAACGGAGCUUGAGAAUGAAAAGCAAGCUCAACAACUUCAUGUUUUACAUGAAGAACAUCAGAAAAUGAAAGAUUCAUUUGAAAUGCUGACAACAAAGUAUGAACAACAGGCUGCUGAAUUAAAACAGCGAAUCAGUGAAUUAUCAGUUGCUUGUGAAAAUAUAACUUCUCAAGAACAACAAAUACUGAGAUACAAAUGUCACAUUGAACAAUUAUCAGCUGAUGUUGAGAAUUCAGAAGCAAGAAUUAUUGAACUGAAUGAAGCUCUAAGUGUAAUGGAAGAAUCAAAUGCCGAGCAUGAGAGAGAAAUAGAGGCUCUCACUGAAAAAUUGGAUCAUCAGCGAGAUUGUGCCAAGGUUGCAACCCAGCAAAUUGCUAAUCUUGAAGCAACCAAGUCUUAUCAGGAUCACCAUGUUCAAACAUUGACUUCAGAAUUGGAAAGACACAAAGAAUUUUACCAUCAAGCUACAGAACAUAUGUUAACUCUAGCUGAUUCAAAUGCAGAAAAGGAAAAAAAAAUUGAAGUUCUCAAUAAAGAAAAUGAAGAACUAAAGAGCAGUUGUAAAAAAUUCACUGAGCAACUGGAUAAUUUAAAAACUCAGUUGUUCAAAGAACAGAGCAAACUGAAAGAAUCAGCUGAAGAGAUAAAGUUGCUUGAAGGGGACAGAUUUGUGAAAGAAGAGCAAUUGAAAGAAUUAGCAGCAGAACUUAAAUGUCAGAAAGAAUAUGUCCAUACACUUUCACAACAAGUAACUGUGCUUGAAGAGCAGAAGUUAGAGACUGAAGAACAACUUUCAUCUGUGAAACAAAAGAUGAUAGCUCUGGAAGAAGAAAGGUCCUCAUCUAAAGAAACAUGUAGUCAACUUCAGACUUCUGUCGCUAAGAUGGUGGAACUUAAUGAAGACCUGACUAAUAAAUUUUCUUCAAUUCAAGAAAAGUUAACUGAAAAGGAAAAGCUGUGUGCAAAGAAUGAAAGUCAAAUGCAAACUCUUUGUGCAGAAAUUACCAAUCUCAAUUUACAAAUGCAGAGAAAAGAUAAAAAACUUCAGGAUGCUGUUGAAAAAUUGAAGAAAGAAAAUGAUGAACUUGAAACACACAAUUUGAAAUUAAAUCGUUAUGAACUGGAGAGUACGGAGUGGAAAAGAAAAUAUGAAGAGAUAGAAUCAUUAAUUGGACCUUUCAAAGAACAGUUAGAAACAUAUCGUGCCGAAUGCAAGAUACUGGAAGCUGAGAAAGGUGAAGUACAGCAAAGUAUGAGAGAGCUAUCUCUCCAGUACGCUGCUAGUUUGGGUCAUCAAAACCAGAAGCAGAAGAUCCACUACAUGGUAAAACUUAAAGAACAGAAUAUGGAACUAAAAGAGACUGUUCGUAACCUGAAGAAAACAAUAGAAAAGUUGCGCAAGGAUGGCACUAAUGCAAGCAGCAAAGUGUCUAAUGUAACACACACUGCAAUUGUCAACAAAGGAAAGGAGAACAUAGGUCAUGGUCAUAGUCCUGUUCACAAGAUGGUGCCAAUCCAAAGUCCAGGAGAAGGUCAGAAGUCUUCUCGAAAAUUGGUCCCAAUUCAAAGUCCAGGAGAGAAUCAUCGAGCCGGUUUCACACUUACUCCAAUCCCAAGCCCUGCAAACAGCCCAAAUCCAAAGCCUCUUGGUGAACGUUCAACUCAUACAAAUGUUAUUUAAAUACUGCAGUGACAUGUGACGAUCCUGCAAGAACUUAAAAAAAUGUUUUGAGCUCAUGAGAGGUCAAUUGUUUUAUGAAAUAUGAAUUUGAAGAAAUGCUGAAUAUUACAGAGAUUGGCAUUCAAUUUUGUUUGGAGGUUUUUAGGGGGAAAAAAACUUGUUUUUUCCUCAUUUUCAAUUAGUUUGACUCUUAAAAUUGUUUUACUAUCAUGAGGUCUUGCGGAUAUCUGAUUAAGAAUGCUAGUAAUAGACUGACAUUCUUGUUUUAAGUUUUAUAAAAGUGUAAAUUUUGCUUGGCAGUAUGUGAAACAUAUUUUUAAAUGCUAAAAUGUUUGAAUUAUUUUUCUGUAAGUUUCAAUAAUUUGUGAACAUUUCAAAAAAAUUAAAAAGUAAUAUUCAUUGCUAGAGGACUUGCUUAUGAUGAAAAUUUAGUAAAUGUAGCAAAUAAGUCUUGCGAAUGUUAUAUAAGACACGUUACAUGGGAGACUACUUUGUUAUAAAUUAUCUAACUAUUUCUGAACAGGUUCUCAGAAAAAUUUAUGUAUGCAAGAUAAUAAGGCCCGAUACAGAAAUUCUUGUAAAUGAUAGCAAGGAGUUCUUUGGGAAUAAUGGAGUUGAGAAUAUAUGCAAAGUAAAGCUGGAAGGGGAAAAAAUCUGAAAGUUAUCCGAAUCCCUAUGAUUGACUUCAAAUGCCCUGGUUCUUGAACAGAAAUUGCAUGAAAUGUAUUUGAAUUGAUGGCCUUUGGAUUUUGAAACCAAAGGGUAUUCUCUUCUUUGAGCACAAACAGUGUGAAUCAUGGCAUCUUAUUCUUUAUUUAAAUUGCUCCAAAUAAUGUUACGUUUGUGUACUCCAUUUGCUCAAUAAUAGGGUGAAACCUGAAACUGGAAAGUACAAAAAAUGUAGGGAUGAUCAAUUAAACCAAAGACUUUUUUUACCAUUCUUUAAAUGGGAUUUUGAAUUAAUUUUAUUUAGUCUAUAGGUCCACUUGCCUGAUAAAUAAAGUUCAAGGUGAGCUCUGAAUUAGUGCUGUUUUUUUGUGUUUAUUCUCAUUACUGUACAGUUGAAAGCUCAGUAAUCAUUGAAUGUAAUCAUAAGCACAAUGUUUUUAUUGUAUAAAAUAUUUUGUAUGUUUGUAUUUUCUGUGAUUUACACAAUGAAAUUAAACUUAAGCAGAAGAUAAAGUUGUUUAAUUUAAUUAAAUUCCAUGUUUUGAAGUCUUAUUAUGAAGCCAGUAUACAUGCACGUUCAUUUCAGCCCUGGAAUAGGUACCCUCACUCCCUUCACUAACAUUAUUUGAAUUCAGAAUAAAUGAUGGCUCGCUCACUCAAGUGGCUGUGAUUUCAACUGGUAUGCAUUGUAAGUCACAAAGUUGUUUUGCAAAAUUAAAUUGAUUCUCUUGUAAAUUUAUAA
This is a messenger RNA of Gryllus bimaculatus (two-spotted cricket), 5285 nucleotides long. Lineage: Eukaryota; Metazoa; Arthropoda; Insecta; Orthoptera; Gryllidae. The record is from the annotation of a GenBank genome assembly.